Messenger RNA from Macrosteles quadrilineatus (aster leafhopper), 2862 nucleotides. RefSeq lists its product as uncharacterized. NCBI's taxonomy places the organism in Eukaryota, Metazoa, Arthropoda, Insecta, Hemiptera, Cicadellidae. The coding region runs from base 1 to 2862 and encodes 953 amino acids. Gene Ontology annotation, molecular function: nucleic acid binding. The record is from RefSeq and is a predicted model, not a curated record. The transcript has a single exon. Gene Ontology annotation, biological process: DNA integration.
AUGACUCCUGAUCUCGACAAAUACCUCAUUGAUGUAGAAUUAAACGGCAAACGUCAACGUUUUGAAGUCGAUUCCGGUGCAAAAUUUUCCCUACUUUCAGAAAGUGAUUACAAGAAACUCAAGCUUGGCCUUCCCCUACAGAGUUCUAAUAUUUGCUUUCGUUCAUACACAGGUAACAUCAUUAAACCUGUUGGGAAAGUAUCUGUUACUGUAUCUUACAAUGGUAAACAGAUAUAUGGUGAACUACACAUCGUACCUGCAGGACAUGACGCUUUGUUAGGUAGACAGUGGAUUAGAGGGUUAGAAAUCGAGCUUCGACAGGUGUAUGAGGUAAUGUUUCAGAAACCUUCAAACCACGUUCCAACUCACAGUGUAAAUUCAAUAAACGAAAUUUUAAGUAAUUUUGCUCCCAUUUUUGAAGAAAAAGUAGGAUGCGUUCCAAACUUUAAAGUCUCCCUGCAACUUCGAGAAGGCGCAAAACCGAUCUUUACGAGGGAAAGAGAUGUGCCAUAUGCACUACGAGAACAAGUUGAAAAGGAACUAGAUACACUUGAAGCUGAAGGAAUAAUUUCCAAAGUCACAACUUCGGAUUGGGGAUCACCUCUUGUUGUAAUACCCAAACCUAACGGCGGAAUCCGCCUAUGCGUUGACUACAAGUGUGGGGUUAACGACAGAUUAGUACAAGCAAAUCAUCCAAUACGUCGCAUCGAUGACGUGCUCAACAGCCUGAGGAACUCUAAGUACUUUUGUAAGCUUGAUUUAUUUAAAGCUUAUUUACACCUGCAAGUUGAUGAAGACAGUAGCAAAAUUCAAACUCUUUCAACACACAGAGGUACAUACAGGAUCCACAGACUCAGUUUUGGAAUAAAAACUGCUCCAGCCGAAUUCAAUCGGAUCAUAUCUCAAAUCCUCAUGGGACUAAAGAAAACAGAAGCCUAUUUUGAUGAUAUCAUCAUUCAUGGAAACACAUUCGACGAGUGCCUUCAAAACCUACAAGCAUGUCUUCAACGACUGUCCGACUACAACUUGCAUGUAAACAGAAAUAAAUGCACUUUUAUGACUGAAAAAGUGGAAUACCUUGGUCAUGUUGUUCAACAUAACAAAAUCAGCAAGUCUCCAUCCAAAGUUCAAGCGAUUCAAGAUAUGCCACGUCCACACAAUGUCGAGGAACUCAAAAGAUUUUUGGGGUUGGUUACAUACUACUCAAGAUUUGUACCAGAUUUUUCUACAAUGAUAUUUCCACUCAGAUGUCUACUGAAGAAAUCAGAACCAUGGAUGUGGACAGCUACUUGUGAAUCUGCAUUUCUAAAACUCAAAUCAGAACUCUGCAGUGACAGAGUGAUAAUUCCAUUCGACCCUAACCUAAACCUCAUCCUGACAACUGAUGCUAGUCCUACAGGUGUCGCAGCUGUACUAAGUCAUGAAAUCGAAGGAGUAGAACGUCCGAUAGCAUACGCGUCUCGUUCUUUGAAUCCGAGUGAAAUGAACUACAGUCAACUUGAUCAAGAGGCAUUGGCGAUUAUCUUUGGUGUGAAUAAUUUAUACAACUACCUACUUGGCAAGAAGUUCAUUUUAGUUACAGACAACGAACCAUUGACAAGGAUUUUUCACCAAAAUAAAGCUCUACCACAGAUGACGUCAGCUCGCCUACUGCGAUACGCUUCAUUCCUCUCCGGAUUUGAUUACAUCGUUCGAUUCAAGAAGGGAAGUAGCAAUCAAAAUGUAGAUUGUUUAUCAAGAUCUCCAGUCAAAACAUGCAGUAGUUCAACAGAUCAACAAAUCGGGGAAAAAGUGAACCAGCUUUAUUCUCAAUCACUUUUUCAAGUAUCCAACCGUGAAAUAACUUCAAAGACAAUCAAAGAAGAAACCGCAAAAGACCAUGAAAUGAAUGGAAUAGUUCGAACCCUGAAAAACAAUUCUACUGACUCAGAAUACACCCUACUUGACGGUAUAUUGUUUCGAAAAGACAGAAUUGUAAUUCCAACAUCUUUACGCUCCAAAAUACUCAGUGAACUUCAUGAAACUCAUCUGGGAAUAACCAAAAUGAAGCAACUCGCUCGACGCUAUGUUUACCGUCCAGGAAUUGACGGUGAAAUCGAAAGACUAGUUAAAGGAUGCAAAAGUUGCGCCCUAGUGAAAGCAAGUCCACCCAAAGUGUCAGUACAUCCGUGGAACCUACCUGAAAAUAACUGGGACCGAAUACAUAUAGAUUAUGCCGGCCCUUAUGAAAAUCACUAUUUUCUUGUUUGUAUUGACGCAAGAUCCAAAUGGGCUGAAAUCGAAGUGUUGAAGGAAGCACCCACAUCUUCAAACACAAUUAAUCUGUUAAACAAGAUAUUUGCUACACAUGGGUAUCCGAAAGAAUGCGUUUCUGAUAAUGCUACAAUAUUUACAAGUGAAGAAUUCAGAGCUUACUGCAAGAUCAACGGCAUAUUCCAAAAGUUCAUCGCCCCUGGGCAUCCAGCGACAAAUGGCCUUGCAGAACGCAACGUACAAACCCUGAAAAACAAAUUAAAGUCAGUUUCUGAAGAACCCGGAACCCUGACAGACAAAGUGAGAAGAAUCUUAUUCCGUUAUAGAGCUACUCCAUUAGCUAGCAACCAAACCCCUGCUGAACUCUACCUCAAUAAAAAACUAAGGAUUCGACUUGAUGCCAUAUUUCCUUAUCAACACCCUAAAUCAAAUAUCCAGCCUGUUUUAAAACCUGUCAGAUCAAUUCAAGAGGGGGAGAGAGUACAAGUUCAAAUAUUCAGUAACAACAGACAAGUUUGGCAGUUUGGAGUAAUAAAGAAGAAGCUAGGAAAAAGACAUUACAUAGUAACACUCGAUAGUGGAAGAAAUAUCAAGAGACACAUUAACUAG